CUAUUUUUAUUAUUAAUUAUAAAAGACCAAGCCUAAACAAAAAAGGGGCCAAACAAGAUACCUAUGGACCCAAAGUCACAAACCUAAAGCCCAAAGAUAGGGUACCAAUCCCAAAGCCCAAAAACCCACACAAGCCCAAAAACAAACAGACACGCCAUUAUCCUCACGCGACGCGUUUAAUGCGUAAGUGGACACGUGUUGAUCCCUCAGACAACGAGGAACACGUGUCGAACGGCCCUCACGUCUUCACCGCCAAGAGGUUCUCCGCCGGAGAAAACUGGAGUUAUUCACCGGAGAGAUUCCGAGAACAACUCGACAACGAAACCUCUUCACCACCACAUACGAACUGGAAACAAGCUGUUCCACCAUGAACAGCCAUCGCCACAUCUCGAGUCUCUUAGAAACACUUACGGAUCUACAAAACACCAGGGAAUCUUAAACCGCCUACAAUCGAUCCAUCGCCAUCUAGAAGAUAUGUCGGAGAUUGAGAUCGAGAAGCUGGAAAACUGAAGUUCUGUUUCGUAGAUCCAAGAAAUCCGGCGGCAUAAGGCAAAGGGCCUCCACACCCCAGAGUCAUAAGUCGGAGGUGGCGGAGCUAUAGAAUCCUCCCCAUCCCGGAGCCAGAAGAAACGAACAUAAAUCAUAUCGAAAGAGAAACCAUUUCCCGAUCGACGGUGGUACAGAGAAACCACAUGCCGAUCCGAUAUUUUUCCAAAAAUCUUUUGUAGAGAGGGGUCGGAGGAUUUUUCUCUCUCUCUCUCUACUACAAUUUUACCCUGACUUUAUACUGUAAAGCUUUUCUUUCGUUUGUCAACUUGUAUAAAACAUUUAUUUGGCCUAUAAAUACGCUUCACCUCCACCGCAGGCAUCUCCCUCUUGAAACCUAUCAUCAGAGAAAAACAAAAAAAAAAAAACAAACAGAGAAUAUGUGUGGCGGUGCUGUAAUUUCCGAUUUUGCCCCUAGCGUCACCAGAGCCAAGGGUAGGAAACUCACGGCGGAGGAGCUCUGGUCAGAGCUUGAUGCUUCUGCCUGCGAUGAUUUUUGGGGUUUUGACUCCACCUUCAAGCUUCAUUCCUCCAAACGACAAGUGACGUUGAAAGAUGAGGCGGCGAACAAAGAGAAGGAGCCGGCGGCGACGGAGAAACGGAAGGAGAGGAAGAACGUUUACAGAGGGAUACGUAAGCGUCCAUGGGGAAAAUGGGCGUCAGAGAUUCGAGACCCAGAAAAAGGCGCCAGAGUCUGGCUUGGUACGUUCAACACGGCGGAGGAAGCCGCCAUGGCGUAUGACGUGGCGGCGAAGCGUAUCCGCGGCGAUAAAGCCAAACUCAACUUCCCAGAUCUUCUUCAUCAUCCUCCUCCGGUGCUGCCAUCAUCUCCACGACCGGAAGAUCAGCCUCCGGUGAAGAAGCUAUGUGUUUCCUCUCAGAGCGAGUUGACUCGGUCUAGUUUCCCGGUGGAGUGCAUUGGGUUCGGGAAUGGAGACGAGUUUCAGAACAUGAGUUGCGGAUUUGGACCGGACUACGAUCUCAAACAGCAGAUAUCGAGCUUGGAGUAUUUCCUUGAGCUGGACGGUACCACACCGGAGCAGCCGAGUCUGCUCGACGAGUCCGGGUCCGAGGUUGAUUUAUGGAUGCUUGAUGAUGUCAUCGCGUCGUAUGGAUAAAAACAUCUAUACUCUACUAAAAGGCAAAUAAGCUAGGCAUAUAGAGUGUCCACGUUGGAUAAAAUAUUCGGACCAAUCAGAAACCUGUUUUUUGACACGUCGGAUAAGCUUAACCGUGUAAGAAGAGUUAUUUAGCUUAAGCCUGUAUUGAUCCAUUCCUUUCUUCAUGUGGGCUUCGACAUAUGGGCUUAUUCAGAAACCUGAUGUUUUAAGUAUUUGUUUUGCAGUUUAAUUAUUAACUUAUGCUUUCCUUUCAGUUGGCACCUUUCUGAGUUUUUUUCCUUCAAACAGUUUUACUACUUUAAUUGCACUUUUAAAAAUGCUACGUAAUGAUUACCUUCUUCAGCAUUACUCUACUUUCUUUAUUUAUAAACUGAUUGCCAUUCAGUAGCUUCUCUGAUCAACUUUCGUUGUUAUAAAAUGGUACUUCCAUUGUACUUCUGUUGUAAGCUUUGAACUGGAGUGAAAAUGGUACUUCUGUUGUUAGUUUGAACUGGAGUUAUUCCUUCUCUUAGAUCAUCUUCAGCAUUACACAUCUUUCAACAAAAAAAUUUAUAAACUGAUAUCACAUUAUCAUGUUUGCAAUGAUAGCUUCUCAAUUAGUAUUCCUUUCUACAAUGUAGUUAUAGUUGCUAAGUGUACCACAUUAGACAAUAACGGCUAACAGACAUUUUAAAAUUUCUGUUCAUAAAAAGUAAAGAAAGUUUUUUUAAAAAUAGUGUUUUAAGUUUAACAAAACAAAUAUUAAGGACAUGAAGUAAGAAAACAAACAAAAUCACUAUUUUAAAUGUUUUUACUGGAAAUAAAAAAAAUAAUAAAAAAUUAAUGUUUUUGGAUCAUAGUUUUGGACUAAAAAUAUAUUGAAAACUCCUCUAAUUAGUAUACAAAAAACUCCUCUAAUUAGUAUACAAAAAUUCAUGUUUGAUAACAACGUAAUAACCUGAUCGUAUUUUCAAAAUAGUAAUUUUAAAUCAACUAAUAUAUAAUAAUAAAAUUUAAAUAAAUUGUGAAUAUAUAUUGAGAAUAUUUUUAUUAUCAUUUUACAUUGAGUUUUAAUCCAGAUUAAUAUUUUAGCUAUCCCAUUUUACAAUGGGAUAUAGUGUACCACAUUAGACAAUAACGGCUAACAGACAUUUUAAAAUUUCUGUUCAUAAAAAGUAAAGAAAUUUUUUUAAAAAUAGUGUUUGAAGUUUAACAAAACAAAUAUUAAGGACAUGAAGUAAGAAAAAAAAAACAAAAUCACUAUUUUAAAUGUUUUUACUGGAAAUGAAAAAAUAAUAAGAAAUUAAUGUUUUUGGAUCAUAGUUUUGGACUAAAAAUAUAUUGAAAACUCCUCUAAUUAGUAUACAAAAAACUCCUCUAAUUAGUAUACAAAAAUUCAUGUUUGAUAACAGCGUAAUAACCUGAUUGUAUUUUAAAAAUAGUAAUUUUAAAUCAACUAAUAUAUAAUAAUAAAAUUUAAAUAAAUUGUGAAUAUAUAUUGAGAAUAUUUUGAUUAUCAUUUUACAUUGAGUUUUAAUCCAGAUUAAUAUUUUAGCUAUAGCUAGAUUGUAAGAUUUGUUUUUGCUUAUAACUAAACAAAUAAUAUAGUAAUAAUAAUUGCUGGAAAAAUAUAGUAAUAAUAAUAUUUUCAUAGAUUUUUCAGUGUAUUUAACACAUGCAAAAUUUUUAGAAGUUUUUUAUUUAAAGCAAUGAGUAUUUAAAUAAGCUUUACUUAGUACAGUUGUAAAAAUAGAUUAUAAUCAUAAGAAAAUAUAUUAUAAAAUAUUAAAUAACAUAAAAAUAAAAAAAUAAAUACGAUAUAAAUAAUACAUAUAACAAAGAAAUAUGUGAUGUGGAGAUUACAAAUAUAUUUUCCUACUAACCUAAAUAUGUAAGAAAAGAUAUUUUGGAUUAAAAAAAAAUGUAAGUUUUACUCAUUUCUAAUUCAAUUUCUAUUUAUAUUUUUAUAACAUAGAAGUAAUAUAUUGUAAUAUAGUUAUUAAAUACAACAUUAUUUGUAAUAUAGUGUAUGAACUUUAACAAAAAAUAUUAAAGACAUAAAGUAAGAACAAAACUAAAUCACUAUUUUUUCAAUGGAAAUUAAAAUAAUGAGUGUGACUGGUAACCAUCGCAAGAACAUUAAGAAUGAAUAAAAAAUAAUGAAUAGGAAUAAAAUUUUGGGAAUGAUGAGAAAUGAUUGUUUUUUAUCAAAAUUAACAAGGAACAAUUUUGUAUUAUAAUUCUCUACAAAAAAAAAAGAAUGAAAAGGAACGAAGAGAAACAGUUAUACCUCAUAAAUAGUAAUUUUUAUAAGGAACGUUAAGGAAUGUUGUGUUCUUCUCCUCAUUCCAUUGGUCACCAGUCAUCCCCAAUAAGGCUAUAUCAAAUUAGAAAUAAUUUGUAUUAUCAAUUUGUGAUAUUAGUACAAGAUUUUAGAAUGUUUUUACUGGAAAUAAAAAAGUAAUAAGAAAAUAAUGUUUUUGGAUCAUAGUUUUGGACUAAAAUAUAUUAAAAACUCCCCUAAUUGAUAUACAAAAAAUAUAUUUUGGAUAAUCUCAUACAUAUUUUAGAUAGUAAAAAAAUUGUAAAUUUUACUCGAUUCUAAUUCAAUUUUUAUAACAUAUUAGCAAUAUAAUAUAAGAAAUAUUAAAUUAAAUGUUAUUUGAAUAAAUCCGGGCGUAGCCCGGACAAAAUCUCUAGUAAAAUUAAUGAGUGAAAAAAUAAAGGCUGUAAUAUAAACCGCCGUUACUUUUUAACGUUUUUACCAUUGCAUGGAAUUGCUAAUGAUAUAUGCUGUGGUUUGUAAUGUGUGUGGGCGUUAUUGCGACUCAAAUCGAGCGUUGUAUCAAAGGUUCGUGGUAUUGCUAUUUUAUUUUCUGGAAAAUAA
Messenger RNA from Brassica napus (rape), 4533 nucleotides. RefSeq names its product ethylene-responsive transcription factor RAP2-3-like. Gene Ontology annotation, molecular function: DNA binding; DNA-binding transcription factor activity. The record is from RefSeq and is a predicted model, not a curated record. The transcript has 2 exons. Gene Ontology annotation, biological process: regulation of DNA-templated transcription; ethylene-activated signaling pathway. Lineage: Eukaryota; Viridiplantae; Streptophyta; Magnoliopsida; Brassicales; Brassicaceae. Bases 927 to 1664 code for a protein of 245 amino acids.